UUGUGGCUGGGCAGGGCUCCUUGCGUUGGUCCACGGUGUACUCCUCUGCCCGCGCUCCAGGAACACUCGGAGGAGGUGUCUGGCUUUCUCCUGGAGUGUGACAGCUCCGUGCAGGGCGCACUGCAGAAGCACCUCGCGCUGUACAGGAUCCGGCGGAAGGUCACGGUGGAGCCGCACCGGGAGCUGCGAGUAUGGGCGGUGUUGCCCAGUUCCCCUGAGGCCUGCAGGAAUGCACCGUUGCAGGAGAGUGCAGGGGCUGCUGCCAUCCUCAUCCGCGACCCGCGAACAGCACGCAUGGGGUGGCGGCUCCUCACCCAGGACGAAGGCCCAGCCCUGGUGUCGGGGGGCCGGCUCGGGGACCUGUGGGAUUAUCACCAGCACCGAUACCUGCAAGGCGUUCCUGAGGGGGUCGGAGACUUGCCUCCUGGGGUGGCCUUGCCGCUGGAGUCCAACCUGGCCUUCAUGAACGGCGUGAGCUUCACUAAAGGCUGCUACAUCGGCCAGGAGCUGACAGCCCGCACCCACCACAUGGGCGUCAUCCGCAAGCGCCUCUUCCCUGUCAGGUUCUUGGACCCCCUUCCUGCCAGUGGCAUCACCCCCGGUGCCACGGUGCUGACUGCGUCAGGACAGACUGUGGGCAAGUUCAGGGCCGGCCAGGGCAACGUGGGGCUGGCCCUGCUGUGGUCAGAGAAGAUCAAGGGUCCUCUGCACAUCAGAGCCUCUGAGGGUGCUCAGGUGGCCUUAGCCGCAUCUGUGCCAGACUGGUGGCCUACAGUCUCCAAGUAGCCCGAAGCCUUGGCUGGUGCAGGCUGAUGGGGAGGCUGGGGCCUGGGGCCUCUGUCCUCUGUCGGGGGUCUUCCCAUUCCAUCUGUCUGCUGUGCCUACUGGGUGGGAGCCCUGGUUCCCAUCUGGGAAAGUCCCCCUUGUAGGUGCCCUGCCUGGCCCCGCCCAUGCUCAAGGGCCCCAGGCACGUGGGUUGUUUUCUCGCUGGGCUUCCUGUGGCCCCAGAGGAGCCCACUGUGAGUGCUGAGCUCCAGGUGGCGCCGGGCCCCAAUUGUGGCUCCACACAGGGUUGUCUGGGAGGAUGGUACAGUGUCUCUGGCCAGCACUGGCAGCUUCUGUGCCUUGCACCCCACUCUGCCCAGCAUGAGCCUCGUGGGGGGUUGGUCCCUGUGCCUGGAAGCUGGGCGGUGUCCAGGGUCUGCAGGCUGGGGCUCGGGCUUUGGGAGUUGUUUCACUGUGCUUGUUUCCAGCAUGUCUCAGGGUGGGGUUGUGCGUGGUUUAGAGGGGUCUGGGACAUUGGAUCAGGUGGCAUGUGGGUUUCUGUGCAUGGAGGAGCACACAGGGCUGAGCCACCAGGUAUCCCAUGCUGGAGGCUUGUGGAAGGCUGUGCCCAUUGUCCAUGCUUCCCCACCUCUGUUCCUCCUCAGAGCCCUCCAGGAGCAUGGGGUAGGGCCAGCUCAGGGCUCAAAAGCCAGCAGGGCAGAGUUCUGCAUGUGUGUGCUGGGUUUCGGCACUGCCUGUGUUUGCAGUGAGAGUGACUUGCUGUCAGUCGUGGGGUGCAGCCUUCUGUUCACCCACUGGCUUCCCCCUUCCCACUGAAGUGUGAGCUCCAUGUUUCAGGGCAUUUAUUAAAGAGUGAGCCACAAGCA
This is a messenger RNA of Mandrillus leucophaeus (drill), 1652 nucleotides long. It is a transcript of the gene IBA57, whose product is annotated as IBA57, iron-sulfur cluster assembly homolog (S. cerevisiae). Gene Ontology annotation, molecular function: protein binding. The transcript is spliced from 3 exons. Lineage: Eukaryota; Metazoa; Chordata; Mammalia; Primates; Cercopithecidae. The coding region runs from base 295 to 786 and encodes 163 amino acids. Gene Ontology annotation, cellular component: mitochondrial matrix. The record is from RefSeq and is a predicted model, not a curated record.